AUGAUGUUUUGGUUACCAGUGUGGUGGUUUAGGGGUGGCACGUGCGACCAGCGGUCAGUAUUCGCCCCGCGGCCGCCUUACCACACUGUGUACAAUGGACUUACGUUAGCCGCAAUGACAGACGACAUACCAGAUACCGGUGCCGUAUUCACAUUCGGCAAGUCACACUUCGCCGAAAACGAGCCGAGCCAUUUCUUCAUCAAGAAUGACCCCAUCGUCGCCAUUUCGUGUGGAGACGAGCACAGUGCUGUAAUAUGUCAGAAUGGUCGAGUCUUCGUGUUCGGUGGUAAUGCGUGGGGCCAGCUAGGUCUGGGGCACAAGGACGAGGUUACCAGACCCAGUUGUGUCAAGUGGCUCAAGCCACACAGGGCACUCUUCGUUGCAUGUGGAAGAGCACACACUGUAUUUGUCACAGAUUCAAACGCAAUCUACACGGUGGGAUGCAACGAUGAAGGCCAGCUCGGAACAGGAGACAUGGAACACCACACGGUGCCACAAUUCGUGGAACUGGAUGGUGAAGCUGGAGCUAUCAGGCAGGUGUCUGCUGGAAGCAACCAUACUGCUAUACUAACUGAUGAUGGCCGCGUUUUUGUCUGCGGCUCCAAUACUGAGGGGCAGCUGGGUCUUGGCGAAGACACCCGCUCGUGCCUCAAGUUUACUGAACUCAAGUUCAUGGAGAAGAUCUCCUUUGUUGAAUGUGGAUAUUACAACACCGUCUUUAUCACUGCUAAAGGCGCAGUCUUCAUAACAGGCGAUAAUGAAAACCAGAAACUGGGGAUACCAGACCAACCGUCAACAGUCUACGUCCCAGAAGUCUUGCCGAUUAGCAUGUCCAUUAAAAGCGCCUGCUGCGGUGCUGCACACACCUUCCUAUUGUCAAUGGACGAGAGCAAGAUCCUGGCUUUCGGUUCUAACGAGAAAGGGCAGCUGGGUUUGCCGAAGGAUAUCCAACAUGUCACAGAACCUACUGAGAUUGAUAUGGAGAAGAUGUUUGAAGGUUUUCAACUGAAACUUGUGGCUUGUGGAGCAAUGCAUACUGCAUUUGUUACAGACAACGGGCUGCUUUAUACGUGCGGCGAGUCCCGUCACAACAAACUCUGUUUAGAAGAAAUCGACGAUGCCGACAACGCUAACGAACCAGUUCCCAAUCAAUACACACCUAAGCGGGUCACCGCAAUGAAUGGGCACGUAGUCGACAAUGUGGCGUGCGGCGGUUGCCACACUCUAUUAACAGCCACCAAGGGCUCGAACGCGGAUUUCACUAAUAACGACUUCAAUAUAAUCGACGAACAAACCAGACACAUUUCUUUGACGGAGUUACCACCCCUACAGAAAGUACCAAUCAUGAACAAAACCGAAGAGCACUCGCAUGUCAUCGAGGACAUCACGAACUCAAACGUUGAAGUGAACAAUGCUGAUACCGUGAAUGGAAACGUUAACUCUGAGACUGGAUCGAUAGACUCAUUAGAGGCGAACGUCAGUGGCUCCCACAUAGUAAACAUAAAUGACCUUGAGAAUGAAACUGCUAGCACGCAUGGCGUAACUGAUAUCAACAUAGACAAAAUUGAUUCGUCUUCCCCGAUCGAAACAAAAAUAGAUGAAUUUAUUCAGAGCAUGGACACAGCGAGAGAUAAAGCUGACACUAAAAUAGAAGAAGUUGUUACAACUGUUACUCAUAAAGUUAAUGAGAAAGUAGAAGUUCUUGAAGAGUAUGUAAAGAAAACAGCUGUAAUUUCUCCAGUACAUGAUGUACACGAUGAGGCAAAGAAAGUGCUUGACAUCCCGAAUAAAAUAAUAGAGAUAACGAAUUCACCUCCCCCAAAAACACCUAUUUUGCCCGAGCUUCUUCAUAUUCCAGAUUUAACACAAAUAAGUCCAGGAUUAAGUAAACAUAGUGACGAGAAAAGUGAGACAGGACAAUCAGAGAAUGAGACAAUACCUUGUGGUUCCGGUAAAUCUAGUCCUCAAGUAGAAAAAGUGGCAAAAACACAGGCUGUUAUGCCAAUAGUUCGGAGUGAAGAUCACAUUGAUGGUGCGGAAGAGACCGAGCAUAACGAAGAAAAUGAUGUUGUCGUUCAGAAAUCACCAGAAAAGGGGCGUUUUGCGAAGAUUUUUCAAACGAUUAGAGACAAGGAAAACUCAUGUAUGGGCAAAGGGAAAGUCAUAGAAGAAAAAGUUGUUGAAAACGUGCACAAAGGCCUAGACACAACUGAAGAAGGCAUCCAUAAAGUUGAAGAAACUGUUGAAACGGAGAUUAGAAACCAGACAAAUUCUAGAACUUGCACGAUAUUAUAA
Arctia plantaginis is the source of this 2295-nucleotide messenger RNA. Lineage: Eukaryota; Metazoa; Arthropoda; Insecta; Lepidoptera; Erebidae. The record is from the annotation of a GenBank genome assembly.